GACAUGUCAAAAAAAGAUCUAUGAAAACCAAGUGGAGUGAUAGUAUUAGAGAAUCCACAUUUGAUGAAGAUUCUUCCUCUCUAGAAGAUGAGGAAAAAUUUACAGCUUUCAUAGGCUCACAUUCUUAUCCCCUUAGAGAAACUUCAAGAAGUGUAGUUGAAGAAGAAGGUCUAAGUUCGGCCAUAGAAGUAGAUGACUUAGUUGUUGAAGUCACCUCAAGAAAGGAUGACAUGGGUAGCGUUGAGGAUCUACAAGAUGCAUUUGAUCAAUUAGACCCUUCAUAUGGACUCAGUGGAUUCCAACACCCAGAUUUGUGGGCUUGUUGA
Ilex paraguariensis (yerba mate) is the source of this 326-nucleotide messenger RNA. Lineage: Eukaryota; Viridiplantae; Streptophyta; Magnoliopsida; Aquifoliales; Aquifoliaceae. The record is from the annotation of a GenBank genome assembly.